This is a messenger RNA of Rhinichthys klamathensis goyatoka, 3837 nucleotides long. Its product is annotated as antigen WC1.1. The record is from RefSeq and is a predicted model, not a curated record. The transcript is spliced from 17 exons. Lineage: Eukaryota; Metazoa; Chordata; Actinopteri; Cypriniformes; Leuciscidae. Bases 140 to 3664 code for a protein of 1174 amino acids. Gene Ontology annotation, cellular component: membrane.
GUGGGGCUUGGUGUGUCAUCACGGGUGGAAGAAAGAAAACGGACAGGUUGUGUGUAAAUCAUUAAAGUGUGGGGACGUGAAGGAUUCCGGUUAUCAGAUUGCCCUGUACGAAAAUCCACCUCCACCCAGACAAUAUUUGAUGGAUCAAGUGGACUGCAUAUCUAAUGAAACAAGCCUUUUGGAAUGCCCAUUUUAUGGUGGUGAAAACAUUAAGUGCAAAAAAGAUUUUUCUUCUUACGUUGCUGUUGAAUGCACUGGAAAUGUUCAACUGAGUUUGAAUGGGCAGUGGGGUAAAUGUGCUGGAAUGGUGGAGUACACAACGCAGAACGGCAGCUUUGGUGUCUGUAAAGAUUCUGCCUGGGGUAAAAAACCAGCAGACAAGAUAUGCCAGGAGCUUAAUUGUGGAGAUUGUUUUCGGGGAUGUGAUAAAGAGAAUGGACUGUUCAAAGGACAAAAGAGCGAAGAAAAUGUAUCGCUUAAAUGUCAUGACAAAGAAAAGUUCUCUUGGCAAUGUAUGGAGUUGUCAAACUGCUCGGAACGAGUCGGUGUGAUCUGCACAAAACACAAGAGGUUCCGUCUGCGAGAUGGCGACGAUCUUUGCUCUGGGUUUGUGGAAGUGCACAAUAUCACAGAUAAAUCAUGGGUUCCUGUUAAGGAGGAAGAUGUCAGCCCUAAAGACAUCUGUACGCAAUUAAAUUGUGGUACCUCUGGAAAUUUCACUAACGAUAAUGGAAAUAACAGUCUCCGACUGACAUGCUCAGGCAAGGUCAAGCUCCGCAAAUUCACAUCAAAGUGUUUCGGAGAUGUUAAUGUUAGUGUGAACGGCUCUGACUAUGGAGUGUGCUACAGUGAAUCAAAUAAAAGACUGGGGGAGCAAGUGUGUAAAGAGCUUGGCUGUGGAGAGUUGCUGGAUGAGAAAGAGGGCCGCGCCAUUUCUAAUGGUUUGCUGAGUAAUGUUGAGUGCCUGGGCAACGAGGCGUCACUGUGGCAUUGCCUGGCCAAACAUGAGAUAAAACGAUGCAAGGCAACCACUGUUAUAUGUGCAGGCAGCUUGGAUGUGCGUUUGAGUGAUGGUCUGGGUCAGUGUUCUGGACGUGUAGAGCUGCAAUGGGAGGGCUCAUGGAAGUCCAUAAACUCCAACGGGUGGACCGCUGUGGAAUCAAACAUGGUGUGUGAACAUCUCAAAUGUGGUCAAUCUACUUCAAUGACUAAACUCUUCAUUGAAGGGAAACAGAAACAACUGGAAUCGCCAUGGCGUUUCAAGUGUGAAAGCUCUUCAGCAAAACUCUCUGAGUGCUUAAAAGAAACGAGAACUUUAAGUCCAAGAGCGCCAAAUGUACAAAUCAUGUGCCAAAAGGAAGAACUUAUGUUCUUUGAAGGUGAUUCACCCUGCAGGGGAAGAGUACUCAUCAAGUCAUUUGACGGUGAGGCCGAGGCCCGCCCGCUGUCUGAAAAACCAGUGGCAGACAACAAGACAGAAGCCAACGACAUAUGCCGUGCAAUGCAGUGUGGUGACGUAGUCAAAAAGCAAAACGGCACAUAUGCCGAUGUCACAUGUUCAGGCUCGGUGAACGUGACACUUCGAAACAAGCCUGAAAAGAAUGAAAGAUGCUGGGGAGUGGUAGAGGUCUGCAAAAAUGGAAUAUGUGGUGGAGUUUGCAUGGACACCUGGAAAAUUGAAGACUCCACAAAGAUCUGUGAUAACUUGGGCUGUGGUAAACCAAUUCAGAUCACGUCAAAAAAUCAGAUUCCGACACAAUACCAUGGAUCUGUGAACCACUAUAGUGUGUACUGCUUGAAUGAGGUGAAAAAUAUAAGCAUGUGCAGGUUUAUUCCCAAUAGCGACUCCAUCUGCAAUAAUCCAGCCCAAGUGAUAUGCACAGACAGCGUCAAAGCUAAACUGGAGGAUCCAAGAGACAAAUGCGCUGGAACUGUGUCACUGUAUUACCCUGGGAAGUGGACACCCGUCUGCGAAGACAGUCUUGAUACAAAUCUUAGAAAUGCAAUCUGCAGGGAAUUGAAUUGUGGGCAGUAUAAACCUACUACAUUGACUUUCCAAGACAAGUUUCAAAAUGCUGGACUAUCAAGUAUUCAAUGUACGAGUGAUGCCAACUCUGUUUCCAAAUGUAACCUCGAAGGCAUUUUAGUCAAAACCCAAUGCACUGUCGGCUAUCUACAAUGCACAGAACAGAAACGAUUGCUCCUGUAUGAACAGAAACACUCCUGCAGUGGUCCUGUAUAUGCUCUGAGUGGAGGGAAAACACAGUUUGUCAGUGGACAGGGAUGGGGCAAAGAGGAAGGGCAAAAGAUGUGCGAGUAUCUACAGUGUGGAGACUACAUAUCACACUCCACUAUACCCAAAGACACAAACGAGUGGUGGAAUAGGACCUAUAAUUGCUCAGGGAAGACGGAUAUUUGGGAAUGUGAGAGACAUGACCAGGCCUCCCAGCUUCAACAAUUAAACAUCAAAUGUAACGGUACACCUCCAGCCAUUGUCCUCUCAAAAAAAUGCACAGGCGAGGUGAGAAUAAAUAACGAGAAUGUUUGUGCGUCUAUGGACGAUCAGAUGUACAGUGAGUUAUGUGACAACCUCGGCUGUGGUACGGCCUUCCACCACUGGAGUACAGAUUUAAAGAAAUCAAAUUGCUGGGAUUUCAGCUGCACUGGCAAGGAGACGCUGCUGUGGCAGUGCGGCUUUAAGAAGGACGUAUUUAACAAAAUCCUUUCUGUGACAUGUCAAAAGGGUAUUGAGUUCGGCUCCACUGAGAAGUGUGGCGGAAAGCUUGUGGUCAAGUAUGGAGAUCAAUGGGAAUAUGUCUGUAAAGAUAUAUUUGCAGCUAAUACUACAGAAGUUUGUAAAGUGCUUAACUGCACGAAUGGUCAAAAACGUGUGGAUGAAAGGGACAUUGCCAAAGAAAUAAAGGUGACCGUUAAAUGCCCAGAGAAGUACCAGUACAUUUCUCAGUGUGUGCAGCCUUUCAAUGAAAAAUGCACACUCGGCCCUGUUGAAAUCAAAUGUGAAGGUUAUGAAGAGAAAGUUAAAUCUACAGGGAAUUCUGGUCUGAUAGUGGGUCUGUCGCUGGGCAUGCUGGGGUUGCUGAUUAUGGUUUUUAUGUGGAUGAAUAGGAAACGCCUACUUUUAGUCUUACGAAAUUACAGAAAUAAAAAUGGCAAAGACAUCAACAUUGACAGGAAUGAAAUGAAUAACAUGGAGAAAGAGGACAGAGCCAAAUCUGUUUCAGAUUUGUCUCAAGGAAAGGCGUCAUCAUUAGAAUAUGAUGAAUAUGAGGAUGCGGAUCCUGUCAGCAAGACGGGAGAGGAGGAUGCAGAUGAUAGAAGUGAAGUCUCCUCUGGGACCGAAUAUGAUGACAUUGAGGGACAAAACAGUGACAUCUCUCCUCACCAAUCCCACGCUGAUGACGACCUCCCACUCCUUCCCAAGCGACCCGACAACAUUCUAGAUCAGGACACCUAUGAAGUGGAGACAGAGAAACAGGAGGACUAUGAUGAUGUCAUGGCUUUCGAAAAUGCAGGGAUGGCAGACACACGAGCACAAGUAGAUGUAGCUGUGAAUGCAGGCACAGAUUCAGAAGCAGGUACAGGUGUAAAUGCAGAUGCAGUGGUGGUGACCACUGAGGUAGAAGUUCAUGCUGAACAAGAGUAAGGAUGCAGCCACAUGGUUACACACUUUAUUUCUAUAGUCCACUUUAGACAUUCCAUUAACUGUAAGUAACUUUGCAACUACAUCCAUAGUUCGGGUCGAGAAAGUCAUUUUAUUUUCAUUUUUGAAAUUGGAAUGCACACAAGCACACACACACACACACACACACACACACA